UAAUAUUUUUUAUAAUACGUGCACAAACAAUAUAAAGAGCCAUAAUAUGUCAUGCGUAAAUGUUCUUUCCUCUCAUUAAAUGUGUGACAGUGAACGUGUUAUUCUCACUGAAAAACAAAGUGGAUCAUUAAUGAGUUCAGAUGAACGUAUCUAUAGCUGUUGAAACAGGAUUGGUCUGUAGAUAGCACAGGUGUUAAUAACAUGUAUCCAACAUGAUACUGCCAGUAAAGAGUCAUUACGUUUCUCUUACAUUACCUGUAGAGGUACAUGUAAAGUAAGCAGUACAUUUUAAAUUGAAGAAAUAUCGAAACAGAAUCAUCUCAUCUUGAAUUGUUAACAGAGGAUUAUGGGACAUCUUCGGCAUUAUUUGAUAUGUUUCAUUCUGCUAACAGCGUUGCCGUGUCUGUUGAGUUUGCUUCGCUGUGAAGAGGGACAAAGUGGACCCACUUAUGAGUCUUUACAGGAGGUGUUUGACAGAAAGCCUUUAAGACCUUCUGUAAACCUUAGCACCCCAACCAUAACAAACAUCUCAUUUACUCUCUAUGCUGUCUUAGGAGUGAAUGAAAAGGCACAGAUUCUUACCACAUUCCUCUGGCUCAGGCUGUACUGGUUCCAUGAGUUCCUAAUUUGGGAUUCGGAAAACUGUGAUGAUGUUACAAGGAUUUCCCUUCCUGUAAAAGAGCUCUGGACACCUGACAUUAUCGUUUAUGAGUUAUUGAUAGAGGAAGGCCCAUGUGUUGAUGAUGAUGUGUCUCAAGCUUGCCCUUACGUUUAUGUCAACCACACCGGCCACAUCCGCUACGACAGGAUGUUGAGGCUGGUUAGCGCCUGUAACCUACAGAUCUUCAACUUUCCCUUCGACAUACAGAACUGCACCUUCACCUUUGGCUCCUACAUGCACACCAUAAAGGAUGUUCGGGUCAGCCCUGCCCUGACCUUUAAGGAGAUGACAGAAAAUUCACAGCGUUACCUGCAGGCCAGUGGAGAAUGGGAGCUGGUGGUCAUCUUGGGCGAUGCAAACAUUUUGAAAUUCGGAGUAGAUGAAUGGGACAUCAUCACUUUCUGGGUGGUGAUAAGGCGACGUCCGAUGCUAUACGUCGUCAACCUGAUCAUCCUUAGCUCCUUUCUCAUGAUCAUUGACAUCCUCUCCUUCUAUUUGCCACCACACAGCGUGGAUCGCUCGUCCUUUAAAAUGACCCUCAUUCUGGGUUACACGGUCUUUCUUCUCAUUAUGAACGAUCUGCUUCCCAGUACUGCUAAUGGAACACCUUUAAUAGGUAUCUAUUUUUCGGUGUGUUUGGCGCUCAUGGUCAUCAGUUUACUGGAGACGGUCCUCAUCACCUGCGUUCUCCAUCAUAACUCCAUGAAGUACAGGGAAGUGCCACGCUGGGUCCAGGUGUUUGUCAUGGGGUUCCUCGGACGACUCGUUUGCUACAGGUUUCCCGAUGAUCUAUAUGCUAAAUCAGAGAAACAGGAUGUUGAUCUGUGGGUCACCACACCUGGAGACUCAGCCUCUAGUCAGCAGACAGCCAGUGGUUCUGGAAUGGUAACGCUGGAUGUGCCAAUACUCCGUCAGAUCAGUAAAGAUCUUUCAGAUAUGCAUUCGUAUUUUUCUGUUCUGCGAAAGGAAGACCAACUACAGGACCAGUGGUGUCAUGUGGGCUACAUCCUGGACUUCCUUCUGUUUCGCAUUUAUCUGCUGAUAAUCACGGGUUACGCGCUUGUGAUCAUUAUUAUGUGGUGCAUCUGGAUGAAUCAGUAGAAAGAGGCGAAAUGGAGACCAUUGAAAUUGAUUUCCUCAAUCCACAUGUAUUUUGUAUUUGUUUUUUGCCAUUAUUAUGUCAAUAUAA
Misgurnus anguillicaudatus (oriental weatherfish) is the source of this 1850-nucleotide messenger RNA. Its product is annotated as 5-hydroxytryptamine receptor 3A. Gene Ontology annotation, cellular component: membrane. The record is from RefSeq and is a predicted model, not a curated record. Lineage: Eukaryota; Metazoa; Chordata; Actinopteri; Cypriniformes; Cobitidae. Gene Ontology annotation, biological process: monoatomic ion transmembrane transport. Gene Ontology annotation, molecular function: extracellular ligand-gated monoatomic ion channel activity; transmembrane signaling receptor activity.